AUGAAACGAUUAUGCUGGCCAAAUACAAUAGAAUUAAGUUUAAGUAUUAAACAUUCAAAUGAAAUAAUGUUUUUUUUUCGAAAUGGUGCUUUGCCGUCAAUUGAACAUUUAAAUAUUACUAAUGAGGGAAUAUAUAGUAUUUUGCCAGAACAUAAAAAUAAAUCAAUAUCAAAUAUUUCAUUUGAUAAAAAUCAAUUAAAUAAAAUAGUUGAUGGUACUCAAUUAAAAUCAUUAUUUUUACGUUAUAUAUUUCUUAAUGAUCUUAUUAUAUUAAUGAAUUCAUUAACUAUGUCUUUACUUGAAAAAUUCAUACUUAUUGAUUUAUAUGAUCAUACACUAGAUCAUCUUAGCAGAUUUCAACAAGUCUGUGAUUCUCAACAUUUACCCUCUCUAAAAAAUCUCUACUUUUCAUUUUGUUUUCCCAAAGAGAUUGAAGAGGCAUGGCGAAUAAGUCCAUUCAGUUCCAAUGGUGAAUGGCCUUUUGACAAUAUUGAUUAUUAUGUAGAUGAAACUUUGUUUUUGGACGAUAAUGGAGUAUCUAUUGUCAAAAGAAGUCAAUUCAUUAUCUAUAAACGUCCGAUCAAUAUUCUAUUAGAAUACAAGCGAACUUUACAUAAUCAUCGUUUUGCAAGACAUGCAUCUAUGCCGAUAAUUACAAAUCGACGACGAUCACUCCAACUGACUUGCAAUGAAAUGGGCAAUCCUGAUCAGUUACUCAAAACUUUGCAAAUAGUUGGAAGCAGUCAUCUGAACAAACUCGAGUUGAUAUAUCGAGAUGAUUUGAUAAAUGUCCCGAUGAUAUCAAAUUAUCCUUCUAGUUGUCAUUUGUUGCUUAAUCAUCUACGAUCCAUGAUUUUUCAAUUCAAAACAGAACGAAUAAAACAAGCAGAACGUGUUUAUAUAGUGAAACAAAUACUUGAUUCGUCGCCAAAUCUUUCGCAUAUUGAAAUUGAGUGGAACGAUUUUCGUCAUUGUUCUCAAAGAUAUUCAAAUCUUCAACAUGUGCAUCUCUUAUUAGAUCGAUUAUGUCGUCACGCUAAAGAACCUUUUGAUAUCGAUCGAUUAAAUGAAUUAGCACCUAAUCUAUGUUGUCUUGAAAUAAGUGGUGCAUAUCUUAUCUUCAAUGAAAAUCUUCUUCAGUUUAUUUUCAAAAUUAUUCAUCGAUUUGAUCAACUAGUUUGUUUAACAUUAAAUAAAAACGACCUUUAUAAAUCUAAAGACGCCAAAAAAAUUCUCUUUAAAGAAAGAUUAAUAGAAAUUGAUAAUGGUCGAUUAUUUCAUUCUAAAGAUAUUCAAAUUAGAUUUCCUCAAUUAGACAAAUUAUAUAUUUGGAUUUAA
Rotaria sp. Silwood2 is the source of this 1338-nucleotide messenger RNA. The record is from the annotation of a GenBank genome assembly. NCBI's taxonomy places the organism in Eukaryota, Metazoa, Rotifera, Eurotatoria, Philodinida, Philodinidae.